Molecule: messenger RNA, 4852 nt
Organism: Sinocyclocheilus grahami
Lineage: Eukaryota; Metazoa; Chordata; Actinopteri; Cypriniformes; Cyprinidae
Product: voltage-dependent T-type calcium channel subunit alpha-1I-like
Exons: 29
Coding region: 14-4852 (1612 amino acids)
Biological process (GO): membrane depolarization during action potential; calcium ion import; calcium ion transmembrane transport
Cellular component (GO): voltage-gated sodium channel complex; voltage-gated calcium channel complex; neuron projection
Molecular function (GO): voltage-gated sodium channel activity; low voltage-gated calcium channel activity
Source: RefSeq, a predicted model, not a curated record
CGAGCGAGUCAGUAUGAUGGUGAUCCUGCUGAACUGUGUGACGCUGGGGAUGUACCAGCCCUGCGAGAACAUCGACUGCUCCUCCGAACGCUGCCAGAUCCUGCAGGCCUUCGACGCCUUCAUCUACAUCUUCUUUGCGCUGGAGAUGGUGGUGAAGAUAGUGGCGCUGGGGAUCUUCGGCCGGCGCUGUUAUCUGGGAGACACCUGGAACAGACUGGACUUCUUCAUCGUGAUGGCCGGCUCAACAGGUGUGGCACUCCCUGCUCCAUACUAUUCUCCCGAUGAGAAGGACGAGAGGCCCUUCAUCUGCUCUCUGCCGCAGGAUAAUGGCAUCAUGUCGUGCAGUGACGUGCCGGCGCGGCGUGUGGCGGGACAUCAGUGCUGUCUGGAAGUAGAUGAUCUCCUGCACCAUCAGGCACUGGGCCUCGUGACCGAGCCCUUUCUCAACGCCAGCGCCGUCGUCCCCGGGCUCUGUGUCAACUGGAACCGAUACUACACACGCUGCCACACCGGACACAGAAACCCACACAAAGGAGCCAUCAACUUUGACAACAUCGGAUACGCCUGGAUCGUUAUAUUUCAGGUUAUUACUCUGGAGGGCUGGGUGGAAAUCAUGUAUUACGUCAUGGAUGCUCACUCAUUCUACAACUUCAUCUACUUUAUUCUGCUGAUUAUAAGGAGCGAGUGUUUCUGGGUGGAAAUCAUGUAUUACGUCAUGGAUGCUCACUCAUUCUACAACUUCAUCUACUUUAUUCUGCUGAUUAUAGUCGGCUCGUUCUUCAUGAUAAACCUGUGUUUGGUUGUCAUAGCGACUCAGUUUUCAGAGACCAAACAGCGUGAGCAUCAGCUGAUGCAGGAGCAGCGAGCUGCCUGUCUGUCCUCCAGCACGCUGGCCGAACCCGGCAACUGCUACGAAGAGAUCUUCCAGCUUGUCUGCCAUGUCCUCCGCAAGGUGCGCCGACGCACCGCUGCCUUCUUCAGGACGCUCUGCUGCAAACCACCGGAGCAGAUGCAUGAGAAAACGGACAUCAACGGAGGAGAGAAGAGCCUCCAACAACAUGAUGGAGCUGCACCUGCCGCAUCAGCAGCCAAUCAGGAGACAGAGGAAGAGGUGGCCAACGAGACAGAGAGGUGCAAAAGGGCAGAGGGGGUGUGUCGGGGGCGGAGCCGAGAGCUGUGGAUGGAGAUGAGGGUCAAACUGUGGAGCAUCGUGGAGAGUAAAUACUUCAACAGAGGAAUCAUGGUGGCCAUCCUCAUCAACACCAUCAGCAUGGGCAUAGAGCACCAUCAGCAGCCAGAGGAGCUCACUAAUGUUCUGGAGAUCUGUAACAUCGUCUUCACCAGUAUGUUUGCUCUGGAGAUGAUCCUCAAGCUCACAGCAUUCGGCUGCUUUAAAUACCUGCGCAAUCCGUACAACAUCUUUGAUGGGAUCAUCGUGAUCAUCAGCGUGUGUGAGAUCGUGGGUCAGUCUGACGGCGGUCUCUCGGUGCUCCGCACCUUCCGCUUGCUGCGGGUCCUGAAGCUGGUUCGGUUCAUGCCGGCGCUGCGCAGACAGCUGGUGGUUCUGAUGAAAACAAUGGACAAUGUGGCCACAUUCUGCAUGCUGCUGAUGCUCUUCAUCUUCAUCUUCAGUAUUCUGGGAAUGCAUAUAUUUGGCUGUAAGUUCAGUCUGAAGACGGACACCGGAGACACGGUCCCAGACAGGAAGAACUUUGACUCUCUGCUGUGGGCGAUCGUCACUGUGUUUCAGAUCCUGACUCAGGAGGACUGGAACGUGGUCCUGUAUAACGGCAUGGCCUCCACGUCUCCUCUGGUGGCUCUGUACUUCGUGGCUCUGAUGGCGUUUGGGAACUACGUGCUGUUCAACCUGCUGGUGGCUAUUCUGGUGGAGGGAUUUCAGGCCGAGGGUGAUGCCAAUCGCUCGUACUCUGAUGAUGAUGAUGAUGAUGAUGAAGGAUCCUCCUCUAAUGGAAGUGAACAGCACAAAAACUCGCUCACGUCCUCCGAUCCUAAGCUGUCGUCUCUCACUCCUAAUGGGCAUCUGGAUCUGGCACCGCUGGCAGAGGAGAAGACCAGGACCGACUUCUCCGAGGAAAACCACCCGAGCAGAACCAUCUGCCUGGACAGGAGAUCCUCGUCUCUGGGUGAUGCCAAUCGCUCGUACUCUGAUGAUGAUGAUGAUGAAGGAUCUUCCUCUAAUGGAAGUGAACAGCACAAAAACUCGCUCACGUCCUCCGAUCCCAAGCUGUCGUCUCUCACUCCCAAUGGGCAUCUGGAUCUGGCGCCGCUGGCGGAGGAGAAGACCAGGACCGACUUCUCAGAGGAAAACCACCGGAGCAGAACCAUCUGCUUGGGCAGGAGAUCCUCGUCUCUGUGCCACAGCCGCAGUUCCCAUUACCACCACUGGGGGCGUCCUCCCCCUCAGCCGUCCUGGAGCCGGCGGUGUAGCUGGAACAGCGCGGGUCGCUCCGCCCGUGGUCUGAGGGCCGGAGGGGUCAUCGGGGGGAGCUUACGAGUCCGUGGCGUUCACUCGCACCCCGCCGAACACGAGUCUCUCCUGCCCCACCCGCCAUUCCUGUCUCGCCGACACCGCCGCGCUCUCUCACUCGAGCUGCCUGAGCUCCUGCAGCGCCCCCCGCUGGUCUGGAAGAAGAGUGUGUCUGCAGAACACCAGGACUGUAAUGGGAAGGGCCCGGGCCCUCAGGGGCCACUGCUGGGAGAGGUUUAUCCACAGCUCAACGCACGCAAAAACAAGAAUGACCUCGAGGAAGACACCGAAUAUAGCCUGUGUUUCCGUAUCCAGAAGAUGAUGGAGGUCUAUCGUCCGGGUUGGUGUGAGAGGAGAGAGGAUUGGUCCAUUUACUUAUUCUCUCCUCAGAACAAGUUUCGUCUGCUGUGUCAGACGAUCAUCGCUCAUAAGCUCUUUGACUAUGUGGUUCUGGCUUUCAUCUUCCUCAACUGCAUCACAGUGGCUCUGGAGAGACCCAGAAUCCAUCAGGGCAGUCUGGAGCGAGUCUUCCUCACCAUCUCCAACUACGUUUUCACUCAAAGCCAGCUGAUCCGGUCUCUGUCUCGUCUGUCUCAGGUGGUUUCUAAGGGUCUGUAUCUGGGGGAUCGCGCGUAUCUGCGCAGCAGCUGGAACAUUCUGGAUGGGUUUCUCGUCUUCGUGUCUCUGAUUGAUAUUGUGGUGUCGAUGACGGGUGGAGCGAAGAUCCUGGGCGUCCUGCGGCCCGUCAUCAAUAACAGCCCCUGGAUGCUGCUGUACUUCAUCUCCUUCCUGCUGAUCGUCAGUUUCUUCGUCUUGAACAUGUUUGUGGGUGUGGUGGUGGAGAACUUCCACAAGUGCCGGCAGCAUCAGGAGGUGGAGGAGGCGCGGCGGAGGGAGGAGAAGCGGCUGAAGCGCAUGGAGAAGAGGAGGCGCAGUAAGACCCUGCAUAUGAGGAGGAAGGAGUUUGAGCGUCUCAUUAGUCUCUCAUCUCUUCUCAGCUCAAUCCAUCUCCAUCGUCCCGCUGCUCUCCCCGUCAUCAAUAACAGCCCCUGGAUGCUGCUGUACUUCAUCUCCUUCCUGCUGAUCGUCAGUUUCUUCGUCUUGAACAUGUUUGUGGGUGUGGUGGUGGAGAACUUCCACAAGUGCCGGCAGCAUCAGGAGGUGGAGGAGGCGCUGCGGAGGGAGGAGAAGCGGCUGAAGCGCAUGGAGAAGAGGAGGCGCAAGGCCCAGCGGCUGCCGUAUUACUCCUCAUACGGUCGCGUUCGGCGGAUGAUUCACUCGUUCUGCACCAGUCAUUAUCUGGACCUCUUCAUCACCCUCAUCAUCUGCAUCAAUGUGGUCACUAUGAGCCUGGAGCACUACAACCAACCACGGUCGUUGGAGAUGGCGCUGACAUACUGCAACUACUUCUUCAGCUCCACGUUUGUGGUGGAGACCAUGCUGAAGCUCGUCGCGUUCGGCUUCAGACGCUUCUUUAAAGACAGAUGGAAUCAGCUGGAUCUGGCCAUCGUUCUGCUGUCUGUGAUGGGAAUCACUCUGGAGGAGAUUGAAAUAAACGCUUCGCUCCCCAUCAAUCCCACCAUCAUCCGAAUCAUGAGGGUCCUGCGCAUCGCCCGCGUUCUGAAGUUGUUGAAGAUGGCCACAGGAAUGAGAGCGCUGCUCGAUACUGUGGUGCAGGCGUUACCGCAGGUGGGGAAUCUGGGUUUGCUCUUCGUUCUGUUGUUCUUCAUCUACGCCGCGCUCGGAGUCGAGCUGUUUGGAGAACUGGUGUGUAAUGUUGAAUACCCGUGUGAAGGCAUGAGCCGUCACGCCACGUUUGAAAACUUCGGCAUGGCGUUCCUCACUCUCUUCCAGGUGUCUACAGGAGAUAACUGGAACGGCAUCAUGAAGGACACGCUGCGCGAGUGUCCGCCGGGCGACAGCUACUCGUGUAACACCAGCCUGCAGAUCAUCUCGCCCAUGUACUUCGUGAGCUUCGUUCUGACGGCUCAGUUUGUCCUGAUUAACGUGGUGGUGGCUGUGCUGAUGAAGCACCUGGACGACUCCAAUAAAGAGGCGCAGGAGGACGCAGAGAUGGAUGCGGAGAUCGAGAUGGAGCUGGCGCAGGGCGGCCUGUGCUGUCUGGGGCGUCCGGAGCGCUCGACCGGGGCCGAUGCGGGCGAGAGGCCGGCGAGAGGCUGCGGAAACAGACAGACGGUUCACACACACACCAGCACCAGCCAGAGUGGAUUGACACCGCACAGAAACACACAGGACACACAGAACCAGAGGAAACUCUACUCACCGGCACAGGUGUGUCUCGCACUCGCUGACAUACUGAACACGGGACACAGAGGACAUCACAGCCUGUGCCAUUUACUGUAA